UCUCCGUUAAGAAACUGCUGCUGCUGGUGCCCAACUCGGAAGCUCAGCACGUUGAAACAGCGCUCCAGACGAGACGAGAAGAGAAUAAAGAUGGCCACUGACAUAGACCAGGAGUUCCAGGAGUGGAAAGUCAAAUUUGAGAAGAGCUACUGCUCCCCUGAGGAGGAGGCCCGGCGUAAAGCCAUCUGGGCCGACACCCGCACCAGAGUUCUGGCCCACAAUGCGCGCGCAGAGCAAGGCCAGGAGACAUACACCCAGGGCAUCAACCACUUUGCAGAUAUGACACCUGAAGAGGUCUGCUGCUGCAUGGGGAGUAAACCAAAGGCGCAGUGCGGCUCAGGCAGUGAGGAUCAUGAUCAUGAUCACGGACAUGGACAUGGACAUGGUCACGGACACGGACACGGACACGGACAUAGCCACUAGGAGCCAUUGUCACUGCAGAGACGGUAUACCAGAGGGGCCUCUGCGAAACUGCAGCUCUGCUCAACGUUUCCGUUUUUUCAAAUACAGUACAUGAAAGCUGUUACAGUACAUGUUUAAAAGCAGAAGUCUACAGUGUCAUUAUGGGCUCUAUACACAGGUCAUUGUGUCUCUUAGCACUCCAGGGCUCAGCUCCAGCGUCUCAACUCCUUAAGUACAUGAAGUGAUAUAAAAGAGAUAAUCAUGACUAUUAUGAUUGAAAUAAUUUAAAAAAAAAGAACAAUCGCCAUCUCUGUAUCAAAGCCAAUUGAAUCACUGGUAGAGUUGAUGUAAGAAUUAAUAUCUAAUCUCAGCAAUCAAACAUGGCCUUCUCUCUCUCCAUGUGGUAUUAUUAUUAUUAUCACUACUACCAGGGCUCUAAACUAGCACCAGCCAAAUGCGGGUGAAAUUUCAGCUUGGCUGGUAGAAAAGACCAACUUACUACUAGCCACUUUGUCCCAUUUGUCAGAAUGUGUUUGGCUCGUAAGAUUAACAUCUACUGUACUAGCCAUUUUGGCUGGUGAAGAAAAAAUUAAUUUAGAGCCCUGACUACUACUACAAACCUCAUCAGCCAUCCCCCGUCAUCAGAGGUGGACAUCCUGUCAUGUUGCUUUGAUCAUGUUGCUUCUGGUUUCUCAUUUGGGUUGCAGAAUAUCAAACGCUUCAACACCAAAUGAAUAGGGCUGCAUGACAUUGUGUUUGAGUCUUGAACUUGGACCCACCUUAUGAUUGGGAUCUGGGAUUAUUUAUGUCGGUAUGCACACCUUGUUUGUUUACAAAGUACUAUUCUGGGAUGCAUUUCUCGAAAGUGUAGUUUUUAGCCAGUUAGCAACUUGGGUAGUUGUCAAUGGGAAAUUGCAUUGGAAACAACAAAGUGGCUAACAUAGUUAGCAACUACGCUUUCGAGAAAUGCAAUCCAGUUCUAUACAAUAUGUCUGUGAAGACUGAAUUGCUCCUUAUGCACAUGUAAAAUGGACAUGGAAAACUGAGAGGAUAUGAUGUGGGUAAAACUUGAUUGCACUAUUAAAUUCUUUUGAUUUGCACAACCUCA
Molecule: messenger RNA, 1510 nt
Organism: Engraulis encrasicolus (European anchovy)
Lineage: Eukaryota; Metazoa; Chordata; Actinopteri; Clupeiformes; Engraulidae
Product: cystein proteinase inhibitor protein salarin-like
Exons: 5
Coding region: 91-423 (110 amino acids)
Source: RefSeq, a predicted model, not a curated record